This is a messenger RNA of Umbelopsis ramanniana AG, 3091 nucleotides long. RefSeq lists its product as uncharacterized. Lineage: Eukaryota; Fungi; Mucoromycota; Umbelopsidomycetes; Umbelopsidales; Umbelopsidaceae. Gene Ontology annotation, cellular component: nucleus. Gene Ontology annotation, biological process: regulation of transcription by RNA polymerase II. Bases 125 to 2947 code for a protein of 940 amino acids. Gene Ontology annotation, molecular function: DNA-binding transcription activator activity, RNA polymerase II-specific; RNA polymerase II cis-regulatory region sequence-specific DNA binding. The record is from RefSeq and is a predicted model, not a curated record. The transcript is spliced from 5 exons.
AACCUUCAUAUUGAUAUGUCCUCCAAGCAGCCGCCUCAGUUUGCCACUUUUUCAUCGGCCUCCAUGCCUUCGCCAUCCACACCGGCCUUUUUUACCUCGGCUUUCUUGGAUUCUUUAAACGAUAAUGCAGGGGACAAUGGUGUCACCGCAGCCCACAAUACUCAUGACGCAUGCAUCACCAGAGAAUAUGUUGAAUGAUAUCAUGGCUGAAAGCGAAGACUUCGUGUUUGACAACCAUCACACCGUAACGCCUUCCGCUCUAUCGUCUGAUAACCCGUUUUAUCAACAGUCCGCUUCUUCCUUUUCUGACCUUAUCAUGCAACAAGAUCAGCAACAGCCUGUCUCACAAUCACUGCAUCGUGGCUCUACUAGCCGUUCCUCAACGUCGUCUUUAGCAAGUAACUUGCAGCAACAACAUAUUGGUGGUGCUAAUGAUAUGGGUUUUGCUGCUACCAUGGAUUUUGGGAAUGGAGGACGAAAAAUGUCCAGACUGCAACAAAUUUCUCCUCCAGCUUCUCCUACGCAUUCUUCUUCCCUAUCAAAUACAUCUUCUUCUCCAUCUCCGCCAAUCACACCAAUGCUUCAUCAACAGCAACAACACCAACAAGCUUAUCAGCAAGCCUUUCACGACGGACCGACUUUUCAACAUCCGACUAUUCCCGAAGAAGACGACGAAGAUAUGCUCUUGAAUCAAGCGGACUUUGCUGGCUACCUGCAGCCUAAUGGAUUGGAUGAUCCACUUAAAUCAAAGAAUGGCAUCGUAUCAGCUCGUUUGCUUCAGAGUGCUAAUGUUGCCCUGCUUCGACCUUUGAUUCGUCACUAUCUUCAAUCUCCCAACCCAGCGGCUUCUGGCGAGCGAACUGUGGUUAUUCUGACGAGCAAAGUGGCCCAAAAGAGCUAUGGAACUGAGAAACGCUUUCUUUGCCCACCUCCUACAACGCAUUUGAUCGGUGGCAGCUGGUGGACACAACAAAUGUCCGAUAAAGAUAGUGGUCCAGAGUCCCCGCCAUCCGUGACCGUCAGUGCUCCUAGUAUGACGGUUUGCAUCUCGGGCGAAUCCACUAGCCACAAGGGAAAUUUAGAAUGGCACGCUCCCAACGGUUCCGUCAUGGAUAGUUCAUCGGUCAUUACCACUCCGAGUGACCCUGUGGUGUCUGGAAAAUGUGUUUCCAAGCAGCUGUAUAUUAAUGAUGCUGAUGAAAAGCGAAAACGUGUAGAAUGCCUCGUCAAAAUUCAACUGGCUAAUGGCUUUAACUUGGGAACUUUGGCUAGCAAGGGCAUCAAGGUCAUCAGUAAGCCUAGCAAGAAACGUCAGAGCGUUAAAAAUAUGGAACUGUGUAUACAUCACGGCACAACUAUCUCGCUAUUCAACAGAAUCCGUUCGCAAACUGUUUCUACGAAAUACUUGGGUGUUUCCACCACCAAUGGUACCCCUGUGAUGUUCGCACAGACAUCAUCAGAUUGGCCUGGAGCUGACCAUAACCAAGCACCUCCAAAUGGAGCUGCCGCUGGUAAUGGAACCUGUUUUGUCGCGAGAACUAGCUCAUGGGACCCGUUUGUAAUCUGGGUGGUCGACACUACUCGUACUGGAGAAUCCAACCAUAAUGAAGAGCCUUCCACUUUUCCUCCUCCACCCGCCAUCGCUCUUCGAAAUCCUUCCGGCAACCCUAUCCCUAUCCACUAUAAUCAACCUGUUGUCUUACAGUGUCUAUCGACUGGACUUGUUUCACCAGUUAUGGUUAUUCGAAAGGUGGACAAGGCUUCUACCGUUGUAGGUGGCGCUCGUGUAAGUGACGGUGGUCCUGGACCCAAUGGUGUUGGCUUCAUGGCUGGAGGAGAAUACGCGGAUGAGGCAUUGGGCGAUCCAGUAUCACAACUUCACAAGAUUGCCCUUCAAAUCAUUCAAGAUCCUUCCAACGCUAAUUGCCCUGUGGAUAUGCGCAGCCACCAACACCCUAAUAUGCCUCACGCAACACAACCCAUCACCUAUUUAGCAUGCUUGAAUGAUAUUGUCGGUAUGCACAAAACCACCGAGCCUCGUCAACCGUUAGCCAGUGCGAUGGCUAUGAUGAGCGAAGCCAGCUCGUCUCCUAUCCCUAUGCCCGGUAUGGCGGCAUCUUGGACCGAUGCCCAGCAAAUGUUUGGUAUUUCGUUUGGCAGCCCUACCGAUGCAUCCAGUGUAACUUCACAGGAGAAUGGUCGUGCUGUGCGCAAGCGUCGCGUCUCCUGCGACACUUCUGGCAAAAAUGUUUCCACUGCACCUCCUGGAAGCCGUGUGUCGACUUUGGCCAACAAGGGACGACGACGUGUGAACAGUCUUAACGAUGUCGCCAAUUUCAGUGGUAGCUCCGACGACAUGAGCCCAAGUGGACGUCGUGGCAGUGUCAGUAGCACUGCAAGCGGUGGUGCUGGACCUAGUCAGAACGGCGCUUUUUGGUCAGAGGACGUUACGGAUGCUGCUGUAUGGACCAUUGUUGGCACUGAUUGUGCAACUUACACCUUUUGGACUCCGCAAUCCACUUCACCUUUCUCAUCACAACACAACAGUGAAGUCGCAUCGCCCGUCACUCCGUUCCCAUCCAUUUCGCAUUUCUCUACCAGCCUUGCUCCUCAACAGCAACGUGUGAUGAAUGGCGAUAUGGGUAGCUUGACUAUCUAUGGCGAAAACUUCACGCGCGACCUAACUGUGUGGUUUGGUGAUGUCAAGGCAUCUCGUACCGAGUAUCGCUGCAGGGAGAUUCUCACCUGCUCGGUCCCUGACAGUCAAGAAUUCCACGACAGCGUGGGACUUUCGGACUACCACCAUCGACAACUUCGAACCGAUUCUUCUGGAAAGACGACGGAUUCGCAAAUUGGCUUUGUUGACCAACCACGAAAGAAGGUCCCUAUCCUUCUUGUUCGUGGCGAUGGUGUGGUCUAUCGUACCGGCAAGAUUUACGUCUUUUAAUUAUUUCGUCCUCCUCUCCAGAAGCAACCCACCACCCUUUUUUAUUUAGUUCCCCAAAAAAACACUCAUCCCAUCCCCCUUUGUCUAUAUAUUCUCCUCAAUGACAUCGUGCACCUGGCGUGAAACAACCGCUAAAGAAUCAAU